This is a messenger RNA of Radiomyces spectabilis, 3312 nucleotides long. RefSeq lists its product as uncharacterized. Gene Ontology annotation, biological process: proton transmembrane transport; sodium ion export across plasma membrane; intracellular potassium ion homeostasis. Gene Ontology annotation, cellular component: membrane. The coding region runs from base 1 to 3312 and encodes 1103 amino acids. Gene Ontology annotation, molecular function: ATP binding; P-type sodium:potassium-exchanging transporter activity; ATP hydrolysis activity. The transcript has 5 exons. The record is from RefSeq and is a predicted model, not a curated record. Lineage: Eukaryota; Fungi; Mucoromycota; Mucoromycetes; Mucorales; Radiomycetaceae.
AUGCAAGCCGCAGAGCCUAGGCGCCCGCUUGGUUCACGCCGUUCGUUGCGUCGGACGUCUACUGCUGGUAGCCACGCCAUCAUUGCUUACCGGACCCUGUCCAUUACCGUUUCCGAGAAACAAACCAGCAAGUCUCGCAAGAAACAUAACAAAACUUCCAAAGCCGAGGAUCUCGAGUUAUCCAAUGCGAACUAUCACAUCUUAUCUGUAGUGGAACUGGCUCAACAAUACAAUACAUCCAUCAACCAAGGCCUAGACACCGAUCAAGCUACCAAACGAACCGCCUUGUAUGGCAAGAAUACAAUCUCGCCUCCGUCGAGUAACCUAGGUCGCAAACUGUUCAAUUAUUUUUUUGGUGGCUUUUGCACAAUCCUAUGGAUUGCCAGUAUCAUUUGCUGGAUCAGUUGGAAACCCUUGGGUGAACCGAAUCCUUCGCCAUUGAAUCUGGCUCUGGCAAUUAUUCUGCUGAUGGUGAUUUUUCUUCAAGCUUUCUUCAACGCGUGGCAAGAUUGGUCAACAAGCCGCGUGAUGAACUCCAUCCAUCACAUGCUUCCUUCUCAGACGCUUGUCAAACGUGAUGGUGUCGUGAAAACCAUCGAUGCCACACAACUGGUCCCUGGUGAUAUAGUUUCCAUUUCCAUGGGUAACAAAAUUCCGGCCGAUCUUCGUUUGGUGGAAGUCUCGGAUGAUGUCAAGUUUGAUCGGUCCAUUCUGACAGGUGAAUCGGAAGCCAUUCCUGGUUCAGUCGACAAUACGGAUCCUAAUGUUCUGGAAAGUCAAAAUAUGGCCAUGAUGGGCACUCACUGUAUCAAUGGCUCCGCGGUAGGGGUGGUCGUAUCGAUUGGUGAUCGUACCAUGAUGGGUCGCAUUGCUCGUUUGUCAUUGAGCGACAACAACCGUCGUACCACUUUGCAAGCCGAAAUCUUCCGUUUCGUCAUCAUCAUUACCGUUCUUUCGCUUACGGUGGGAAUCAUCUGCCUUGUGACUUGGGCUGCUUGGUUACGUGUCAAAUACCCCGACUACCUGUCUGUCUCGAAUGCUUUGAUCGCCGUCAUCAGUGUGAUUGUCGCUUUUGUACCUGAAGGUAUGCCUGUGGCGGUGACGCUUUGUUUGACGCUGAUUGCCAGCCGAAUGCAGAAGAGCAAUGUUCUAUGCAAGGUGUUGAGCACGGUUGAAACCCUCGGUAGUGUCAAUGUGUUGUGUUCCGACAAGACAGGCACUUUGACAGAGAACAAGAUGUUGGUGACUCACGCAAGUAUUUACAACCAAGAAACCACCAGUGCUCAAAGUCGUGAUGCGGUGGCGCAACAAACGAAACAUCCUUUGGCCCAUCUUCAAGCCGUGGCGUCCUUGUGCAAUGCUGCUCAAUUCGAUCCCGCUACCCUCCAUGAACCUGUAGGCUUACGCAACGUGUUUGGUGAUGCUACCGAUUCCGCGAUCCUUCGCUUCGCCGAACAAGUCAACCCUCAUGCCACUGUUGAUACCGUGCGAUCUCAAGCCGAUCUCAUUUUUAAUAUCCCUUUCAAUUCCAAGAACAAAUGGAUGCUCACGCUUCACGGUGGUAUUUCACCUGCCCUUGCUGACACCUUGUCGACCCCUUCAGAUGCUAUUACAAGCCAGGAUUGGGUCCUUAUGUGUAAAGGCGCCCCCGAUGUUCUGUUGCCUCGAUGUUCUUCGGUUCUGUUACCAGAUGGCACACGACAUCCAUUGACCGAGAAACGAAUCGCCGAACUCGUCCGGGUGCAGGUAGCUUGGGCACAUCAAGGCAUGCGUGUACUCCUUCUUGCGCAACGCAUUAUUCGACCCAACGAUACUCCGGCAGGUCAAACCGCCGGUUCUUCUCGCUUUGCUACAUGGGCCGCUCAGAUGAAUCAAGAGUUGAUGGUCGUUGGUCUCGUCGCCAUUGUCGAUCCCCCUCGUCCCGAAACCGCUGAAACCGUAGCCAUCUGUCGUCGCGCUGGACUCCGCUUUUUCAUGGUGACAGGCGAUUUACCUGCGACCGCGGCCGCUAUUGCUCGUCAAGUUGGAAUCUUUACCACCGAAUACCCCAAAACAAUUGAAGAUCUGAAUCCUUAUGUGAACCCGAAUCCAAAUCCAAACACAAGCGCAACUCUCAAAUCCAAUCCCCUUCCAGAAACAGUGCCGGUGAACUUGCCCAAGGAAACAACCACUAGUUCAGCCGAAACGUUGGCCGAGGAGGGUAAACCGGAUUAUUAUGCUGCGACAGGAGCCAACCAUGCUUUAUUGCUUUCAGGCACGGAUCUGAUGGUGCUCAACGAAAUCCAGUGGGAGCAAGUGUGCCAGUUUGAGGAAAUUGUUUUUGCUCGUACCUCGCCUGAUCAGAAGCUUCGCAUUAUCAAGGAGUUUCAAAAGCGGGACAACGUGGUGGCCAUGACUGGUGACGGUGUGAACGAUGCUCCUUCGUUGAAAGCCGCGGACGUAGGUGUCGCGAUGGGUGGUGGUAGUGAUGUGGCGAUGGAAGCGGCCGAUAUGAUUUUGCUGGACAAAUUUUCAAGUAUCGUUGCUGCUAUUGAGAAUGGCCGACUUGUAUUCGACAAUCUGAAAAAGGUGAUUUUGUAUCUGUUGCCCGCUGGUUCCUGGUCCGAAUUGUGGCCCGUGCUGUUCACGAUCUUUCUGGGUUCGCCUCAAACGAUUUCGUCUUUCCAAAUGAUCGUCAUUUGCGUCCUGACCGAUCUGCUGCCGUCCAUGUCCAUCAUGAUGGAGAAGCCCGAAGCGGGUUUACUGAGCCGCCCCCCACGUCGACCCAAGCAAGAACAUCUGGUGAACAUGAAACUUCUCGCUCAAGCCUACGGAUUCAUUGGAUUGAUGGAAAUGCUUUCCUCCAUGUUCAUGUUUUACUACUAUUUGGCGAGCCAUGGUCUUCCUCCCAACAAGGUCUUUUUAUCCUUUUCAAGUUUCAGCAGUCCUCAAGGCUACAUGGGCCACACCGCAGAAGAAAUUACGGAUUUGGUACAGACGGCCCAGUCCAUCUAUUUUGUGAACCUUGUCAUCUGUCAAUGGGGCAACAUUUUAUCCACUCGCACCCGUCGUCUCUCACUGGUGCAAGCCAAUCCAUUGUGGGGUCCAAAUCAGAACUUAUAUUUAUUCGCGGCUAUGAUCGCAUCGCUCGCUAUUGCCAUCAUCAUUCUUUACGUGCCUGUAUUCAACAUUUAUCUGGGAACCUCGUCGGUCCCUGUUCAGUUCUGGUUCAUCCCCUUUGGUUGGGCCGCUCUUAUCAUGGUUGCCGAUGAAAUCCGUAAAUAUUUAGCAAAGAGAUGGCCUCAAGGCUUUUUCGGCCUCGUAGCCUGGUAG